This is a messenger RNA of Naegleria fowleri, 498 nucleotides long. RefSeq lists its product as uncharacterized. The transcript has a single exon. The coding region runs from base 1 to 498 and encodes 165 amino acids. Lineage: Eukaryota; Heterolobosea; Eutetramitea; Acrasida; Naegleriidae. The record is from RefSeq and is a predicted model, not a curated record.
AUGACUAAGAAGAAUAAUUCCUAUAACCGUACACGUAUGUCCAAUGAUCAACCAUUCUUUGAGAAAGCUCCAACAUCUGCUUGGAGAAGAGGUGCCACCAACAGCAAUUCCAAAAAGAGAUCCAUAUAUGGUAAUGGCAAAACAGUCGAUCAGAUCGUUGGCAUUGCAAAUGAAUCAAAAGCUUCAUCUUUCUCCUCUUCCAAGAAUCGUCCAGUCUCAAAGGACUCUCUUCUUCAACUCUUGGCAAUUCAAGAUCCCAAACAACCUGUGAUGGUCAAAGGUGUUAUUACAGAGAUUUAUCCUGAAGCAUUUGCCUAUGCCUUAUCUGAUCCAACGACCACCAUACGUGUGGAAAUACUUCCUGAGGAGGGUCAUGAAGAAUCAUCCUGGGUCGAUGUUGCUGAGAAUCGAUUGAAAGUUGGAACUCGAGUCCAAUUAGUGGUCCAAUGGAAAAAAAAACCCAACCUCAUUGAUUUUGUUUGUUUCCAAUCCAACUAG